AUGGCGCACGAUAUUACGGAGGGACAGGCCAAGGUCCUCACCACCAUUGAGCGUACCAAUGCAAUCAUAUCAAUGGUGGCAUGUGCCUUUACUAUACUUACCUUCUGCUUUUCCAAGUACUUCAGCAAAUCCAUCAAUCGGCUGGUCUUUUAUGCGUCGUUUGGCAAUCUCUUGUCGGAUAUCGCCAUUAUUAUGUCUCGUGACUUCAUAGACAACCCAGACUCGGCCGGUUGCCAGAUUCAGGCGUUCAUCAUUCAAGUUUUUUUGUCGUCCGACGUAUUGUGGACGUUGGCUAUGGCCAUCAACGUCCACCUCACCCUUUACUACAAAUAUGAAGCCAGAGACGUGCGCAGAUUAGAACCCAUCUACUUGGUGUGCUGCUACGGUAUUCCGCUGAUACCGGGGUUCGCACUGCUUUUCGCACAGGGCCAUCACGGAGUUCGGAUCUUCGGUCCUGCUAUCGCUUAUUGUUGGAUAUCAUCUGACUGGGCUCUUCUUCGUAUUUUGGUCUUUUAUGCACCGAUUUGGGUCGUCAUCCUCGCCAUCUUCGGCAUCUACAUUCGUGCCGGUCGAACGAUAUACAAGGUACGAAAGCAGGUCUACUUCUUUCAGUCGUCCGACCUCGAUCCUAUCUCAAUCGAUGAAGUCACGAGUCCCAUACAAUCCAGCGAUGAAGUACACUCCGUGGGGCCCAUAAUCUCCCACUACGCGACCUCCACCCCAUCGCGAGCUCUUCGCGCCUUACGCCGGCGCAAUCACGAGCGAGACAAUGCUGCCUGGUCAUACACCAAGUGCGCCAUGCUCUUCUUUGGGGCCAUGCUCAUCACAUGGAUACCGUCGAGCGCCAACCGACUGUACUCUCUUACCCACAACAACUCCAUCAGCAUUCCGUUGCAGUUCGUGAGCGCCUUUGUUAUUCCCCUACAGGGGUUCUGGAACUGUGUCGUCUAUGUCACCACGUCGUGGGUGGCCUGCAAAAAUUUGUUCCACGAUAUGUGGCUGGCGACCUGCGCGGGUACCAACAACUUUAUGGAACGUAUCCGUAGCAGGCCGGAUAACGAGGGUGAGGAGAUACGGGAGAAUCGACAGUAGAUCUUCAGUUGCCGUUAUGUUCUCGAGGUGAGGAGCUCGGCUUACAAGUAAUACUAUUGACAUGCUUGUGCUACUUCUAGGGCAAAGUAGAAAUGUUCUGCUUCUGCUUUCGUAAUCGAAGUGUAUGUAUUUAAUAGAAGACGGUGGAAGAACGCACAUAUAGGGGGACUGGCGGUAUGAGGAGGUCCACAGAGGUUUGCAGCAGUCAGUGACAAGGUGCAGACCAAGGUGGCUGAUUCGCAAGGAGACAAACCCAUGAAAAAAUGAACCCCCAAUU
Molecule: messenger RNA, 1369 nt
Organism: Trichoderma reesei QM6a
Lineage: Eukaryota; Fungi; Ascomycota; Sordariomycetes; Hypocreales; Hypocreaceae
Product: G-protein coupled receptor protein
Exons: 5
Coding region: 1-1092 (363 amino acids)
Biological process (GO): cell surface receptor signaling pathway; adenylate cyclase-activating G protein-coupled receptor signaling pathway
Cellular component (GO): plasma membrane
Molecular function (GO): G protein-coupled receptor activity
Source: RefSeq, a predicted model, not a curated record